UCCCUCGCCGUUCAUCGCCUUCGACAUCCACCCCCCCGUCAGAUACUGAUGGCCCUCGGUUCCUCCAGACGCUCCAUCCACGGCCACACCAUGUCGCCCUCGUCUUCCCCCCCUGUCGACCUGUCCCCUCCCCUUCUUUGCCCCUGCAAAGCCGCUGUGCUGAUCUCCAUGUUGUGGACUUGAACUUGUGGUUGAGAGGAGCUGCACCAGACAGGCCCCGGUUGCCCUUCUGCAUUUCUAGUGAGAUGGCCGCCUCCUCAUAAUUGAGUCCCUUGCCCGCUCUUCCACAAACCACAAUCCGCAUCCAGACGUUUGGCCCACGAGUCUCCUCCCCUUCCAUCUUCUUACUCAAUAGAUUGCUUCGAUGUGCUCAAUAAGGCAGCAUUAACACUUCUUUCCAAACCCUUUUUCAAUUCGAUUCCACUUUAUUCUCUUCUUUCAUCAUCAUGACUUUACCCGUCGCAUGUCCUCCUCAUUCUUCGUGUUCGUCGGACCCGCCGACAGUACCACAGCGCAAGCGACGUCGACGAGCACCAGCUAGCGGUGCCUCGGACGACUGUUUCGCGUGCACCAAGAGAAGUGUCAAAUGCGACCGACGACGACCAUAUUGUUCACAAUGUCUAGAAGUAGGGAAGGAAUGUUCAGGAUACAAAACCCAAUUGACUUGGGGAGUGGGUGUGGCGAGUCGAGGAAAACUCCGAGGACUUUCUCUUCCAGUUGCGCGGUCUGCUCCUGCACCCAAGAGUCCCCCCGCAAAUCGACCACGAGCGGCCUCCACGAUCUCACGAAUACACGAAAGUAACGACGAAAAUGUCAAGAUCAAGAUGGAAACGCUGGGUUCCAUCCCCGCGAAUCCCUUCACGAACUAUGAUUUCAUCAAUAUGGCGCCCAAUGGAGUGGCGCCGCCCAUGCAAAUGCCAGAAUGGAAUAUGGCUGUCCCCCAUGAAUAUCCUCUCCAGGAUUACCACCAAGAUGCGAUGAACCAUCAGAGACAGCUCCCACAGUUGCACCGACUUCACACUCUCAGCAUAGGCAGAAACGAAGGGUUGGGACUCUCAAGUUCCAUCGACUCCAUGAGCAACUACGCCGAGAGCGACUACGCAUCCCCCAUCAGCCAGUCAUUCCCUGAAGAAGUUCCAUAUCUACACAGUCCCCUUCCUAUGUACAACAGCUACUCGUCUCGAAAUUCCAACGCAGACAGCCCAGUCGCCGGGUUGGUUGGAGAUUCACGUGGUCCCACGUCCUGCCCCGACAACUACUACGCGCAGUCGGAAAUCAGUUCGAGCAUCAGUUCUCACCAGAAUCAGUACGAUGUCUCUGAAGGCCGCCAGCAGCAACAUUCGCCAUCUGCAAACGAAUUAUUCUAUGAUGACGAUAUGCUGGGGGUCUCUCGCGGGCCCAACGACAUGGAGCUGUAUGCGACCAGCGCUCGAUCAAGUCACUUCGGAUGGACGUCGAUUAAUGAAGAUGAUGCCGCAUCCCAAGCUGCCUCCGAUGCUGCAGACAACUACCACAUGGCGGGCAACGAAUCAAUGUCGUCGUCACUCACGGCCGAGAUGUCACCCCGGGUCUCAUUCUUCCUCGACUACUAUGAGAAGAUCAUCUGUCCCUCCGUGGUCGUUAUCGACAGUCCCAGUAAUCCAUACAGAGAGCACAUCUUGAGCCUCGCUUCGUCGAGUAAGAGCUUGCAACAUGCUAUCUGCGCCCUGGCAGCAUGCAAUCUUCGUAUGAAGCGCAAACAGUCACUCGGACAGGAUCACUGGCGUCAACCUUUGGAAUUGGAGUUCCAGGAUCGUAUCAAUGGCGGCACCUUCAGACCUGUACCUUCUCGACGAACUUCAAAUUACCCCAUGUCACCCGAGGCGCAACCUCAAGACUCGUCUCUGCAAGAGGAGUACCAGCAUCGAUCAUUAGCGGUCCAUCUCCUCAACCAGCAAUUGAGCUAUCCGACCAAAGCCCGUCAUGAUUGCGUUCUUGCAACUUUGUUCAUUCUGUGCCAUUAUCGCAUGUGCGAGUCUGGUGUCGCACAAUUCCGAACUCAAUUCGCAGGGGUGAAGAAGAUCCUUGGCAUGCGCGACUCGGGUGUCGAAUCCGGUAACUGGGGCUGGAUGGAAACUCUCUUCACAUACUUCGAUGGCAUCGCAGCCAGCAUCAACGACCGAGAAGCCCAGCUCCGAGGCGGCUACCUGGAAAUGAUAGCCAACCCCUCAAACCCCAACCAUGCCCUCGAGAACCUCGCCGGCUGCGACUCCAUCCUCUUCAAAACCAUCGGCAAACUAGGUCGCCUGAACAUGCUCUGCCAACACCGCCCCGUCCUCGACGACAUGACCUCCCCCAUCGCCCCCGUCCGCCGCCCCGCCCCACCUCGUCCUCGCCCCGGCCUCGCCGGCCAAGCCCUCGUCGAUUUCUACAACCUGCACGCGCACAACUUCGACGGGAACGGCUUCGCAUCCACCCUCGACGACGAAGCGUCCUUCCCGCACCUCGCGUCCCCGACCUCCCACGACGACCUCCGCACCACCUUUUGGACCGAAUGGAAAGCCGCCCGUCUCGCGCUCCAGGAAUGGGAAUUCGACCCCUCGCGCCUCGUCGCCACGCUCCCGACGGCUCCCUCCCCGACUCAGCUGAGAGACUUCGGAUACAUCUCCGAAGCGUUCCGGUACGCGGCUCUGCUGUACACGGAGCGUCUGGCUUGUCCGAACUUGCCGUCCUCGCACCUCAAUUUCCAGAACCUGGUCUCGCAGGUCCUGUUCUACGUCACGUCUCUAGACCAGGGUUCCGGGUGCGAGAAAUUCCUGUUGUGGCCGCUGUUUAUUAGCGGGAGUGAGUGCGUGAAUGAGUUGCAGCAGAGUAUUGUAAGGACGAAGUGUAGAGAAAUUAUGGGGCGGAGCGGAUACCUGAAUAACCUCGCUGGACUGGAAGUCCUCGAGAAGCUGUGGAAAGAGAAAGAGGAAGGCGGGGUGGAGGGGAGAGGCGGAGGUGCGUUCGGCGUCCCGUUUAGGUGGACCAGGUUCAUGGAGGGGAGUGAAGGGGAGUGGAUUAUGGUUUGAGAUGAGGAUGAUGAUAAGCGACGAAGAAUCACGAUGCAUUUUAUAUCUUCCCUUUUGUUGUCAUGGAGAAGGAGGAGGAAGAGGAGGAUAUAUAUCUCACA
Messenger RNA from Mollisia scopiformis, 3151 nucleotides. RefSeq lists its product as uncharacterized. The record is from RefSeq and is a predicted model, not a curated record. The coding region runs from base 447 to 3050 and encodes 867 amino acids. NCBI's taxonomy places the organism in Eukaryota, Fungi, Ascomycota, Leotiomycetes, Helotiales, Mollisiaceae. The transcript has 2 exons. Gene Ontology annotation, biological process: regulation of DNA-templated transcription. Gene Ontology annotation, molecular function: DNA-binding transcription factor activity, RNA polymerase II-specific; zinc ion binding.